Messenger RNA from Drosophila innubila, 1296 nucleotides. RefSeq names its product F-box/WD repeat-containing protein 4. Lineage: Eukaryota; Metazoa; Arthropoda; Insecta; Diptera; Drosophilidae. Gene Ontology annotation, biological process: SCF-dependent proteasomal ubiquitin-dependent protein catabolic process. Gene Ontology annotation, cellular component: SCF ubiquitin ligase complex. The record is from RefSeq and is a predicted model, not a curated record. The coding region runs from base 44 to 1249 and encodes 401 amino acids. Gene Ontology annotation, molecular function: protein binding. The transcript is spliced from 3 exons.
AUUUUCUCAAUUAUGCCGCGAAUUCAUCAAAAUAAUAUUCGUUAUGAAGCUCACAGAUUUAAACAUUGACUGCCUGUUGCGGAUUUUUAAAUAUUGUUCUGAACGCGAGCUAGUCAUAUUGAGUCAAGCCAGCAAUUAUCUAGGCGCUGUGAUCGAGCAGAAUGUGUUCUAUGCCAUGACACAGGAUUUGCUUUUAUGUGGCCACAGGAAUAAACCAUGUGUUGAGAAAAGGAAUCAAUCAACGAUGACAUACUUUGAGCGACUACAAGUUGGAAGGAAUUGGUUGAAGGGUGUGUACUUGGAGCGACACUACUUCCACCAUUCCCAGAUGUUCCCCUCCAGGCUGUGUUUGGACUCAGACUAUCUGUACAUAACGCACGUGCACUAUUUGCGUAAAUACAGGCGAACUGGUCCCGAGUCACUGCAGCGUCGCUACGAGGAGGAAAUAAACACACCCACUGUUUCAGACAUAUCCGAUUUUGUAAAGAAAAAAGACACAAUCUUUGCGGGAAGAGUGAAUGGAUCGUGCUUUGUGAGCGACACGGAUGGCAUCACCGAACAGACAAUGCACCAUCCCAAGGAGUAUCUCUUUUGUGUGGACUUCAUGGACAGUGUCUAUGUGAGCAGCACGGACACUUGCUGCAAGCUGUGGAAACGUUCCCAGGAGUUUGGACUGUCGCACUUUGAUUUAUUUAUGCAGCUGCAACAUUCGUUUAAAUCCAUGAAACUCAGUGCCGAUAGUCAGUGGCUCUAUGGAGGUCUGUACACAGAUACGGGUCGAAGAGCACUGCGCGCCAUUCAUGUGGACAGUGGCGAGGAGCAAGUUCUCAAUUCAAAUACAAUAUCCAUUUACGAUCUCAAGAUAAAAGAUGAUCAUGUUCUGCUAACCGCCAACUUUGAUACCACAUUCCGCAUCUUCGAUCGACGCACGGAUCGCGAUGUUUCCAUUUGGGAGGAUCCUUUUGACUCGUCCUUCUAUUGCCUCGAGUACGACGGUCUCUAUGCAGUCCUGUGCGGUGCAAAGUAUCACGGACGGGUUAACCUAUACGAUAUUCGCGUACCCGGCAAGUACGUACAAUUAUACUUUCCAGGUCGGACGCGUCAGCACAGGAGUUCUCCGGUAUAUAGUCUCGCCUGUGAUAGUCAAUAUAUGUUCGUUGCAACCGAUCACAACUUGAGGGUCUUUGAUUUUAAGAUAAAUUACGGCGUUGAAAGAGAUUAUAGCAUUUUUCGUGAUGAUAAAUAUUGAUAAAUUGUCUUGUACUAUAAUAAUGAAAUCUAUGAUUUGUUUGCCAA